AUGAAGCCAGGGGCGUCUGCACUAUGUUGUACAUCAGUCGGUGUCCUUGUUGUGGCUGUACUUGCACCUGUGAUUUAUAUUUACAUGUUGGAGCACUCAACUUGUGAAUGUGGAGAUAAUGAUACAGGAAGAAAGCAAGAAGACACACAGCUUGUCAUUGGUAUACUGUCUGCCAGGGAACAUUUUGAACAAAGACAGGCAGUGAGGGACACGUGGCUCCAAGAUAUUCAUAAAGGACAUGCUUUGGAAAAAGUGUUGUAUAAGUUUAUAAUAGGAAGCAGGAGUUGUGAUAUCCAUGUUCAAAAUAGAAAAGAUUUAUAUUCAUGUGAACAGUUAAAUUUCACAUAUGCCACUAAUCUAAAACAUGACAAUCAAAAUAUUCCAUUGGUUUCUUUGAAAAAUAUAGAAGAGAGUGACUUAAAUGUGAACACGGACAGACGGUUUAGUAUUAUUUGGAAUACCUCAGUCAUCAUAAGGCAUUCAGUUAUAAUUAAAAGAAUUGGUCUACAUGUGGCAGUUCCGUUAUCAGAGGAACCAAUCAUUGUGCAGUUGUAUGAUGAAAAUACCGAGGCUGCUGUGCUAUCAGCAAGAUUUAGUUUGCUGGAUCCAGGAAUAAGUGCUGGAACAAACUCUGAUAUAACUGCAGUAUCUUACAGGUUUCAGUCAGUUAGUCAUGUUCUACUUCCGAAACAUUAUGAGUGUUCGUUAAGAAUUAUUUUUGAUGGAGCUGCACAGACUAGAUCUAAACUGCUUGGUAGCCUUACUAACCUAGUAUCAAUAAAUAAUUCUGGAGGAACUGUAGAAUUAUUACCAAUAGAUGAGAAAGGGUUCUAUGUUCAACAGGAAUCUGAAAACAAAAUUUUCCUAGGAAAUCUUUUAAUGGCAGUAAAUGAUGUAGACGAGUUGGAAAUGGUACAGAAUAGUCAGGCAUUACUUAAUGAAGAACACCAGGCUGAUCAGGAAGAAAUCAGUUGUCAGAUACAGAAAGAAAAUAGUAUAUACAAUGAUAUAUUAUUAGUAAAUGUGACAGAUGUCUAUCGUAACCUUCCGUUAAAAUUGCUACAUUUUCACCAAUGGAUUCAUUCUGAAAUAAAUGCACAGUAUGUUAUGAAAACUGAUGAUGACUGUUUUGUUGAUGUUGAAAAAAUAAUGACACUGUUUGACACAAUACCAAAGGUUAAUAAAAUCUGGUGGGGAAAUUUCAGAGAGAAUUGGUUUGUUGAAAGGAUGGGGAAAUGGGCAGAAAAGACUUACCGAGCAUCAGAGUACCCUCAGUUUGCUUGUGGAUCUGGAAACAUUGUUUCUAAGGACAUAAGUGAUUGGUUAGCAAGAAAUGCAGAAGUCUUGUUUCCUUUCCAAGGAGAGGACACUUCAAUGGGAAUAUGGUUAAGUGCCCUUGGAACAAGAUAUAUUGAAAACAAGGAAUGGUUCUGUGAUAAGGGUUGUGAUAAAAAUGCUUUUGUGAUACCGCAACUGUCUGUCAAUGAAAUGCAGUCAUUAUGGACGAAUAAACAGCAGUGUGACAACAUUUGCGGCUGCAAGUGA
Mercenaria mercenaria is the source of this 1545-nucleotide messenger RNA. RefSeq names its product UDP-GalNAc:beta-1,3-N-acetylgalactosaminyltransferase 2-like. The coding region runs from base 1 to 1545 and encodes 514 amino acids. Gene Ontology annotation, molecular function: hexosyltransferase activity. Gene Ontology annotation, cellular component: membrane. The record is from RefSeq and is a predicted model, not a curated record. The transcript has a single exon. NCBI's taxonomy places the organism in Eukaryota, Metazoa, Mollusca, Bivalvia, Venerida, Veneridae.